Messenger RNA from Pectinophora gossypiella (pink bollworm), 989 nucleotides. RefSeq lists its product as uncharacterized. Lineage: Eukaryota; Metazoa; Arthropoda; Insecta; Lepidoptera; Gelechiidae. Bases 1 to 957 code for a protein of 318 amino acids. The transcript has 6 exons. The record is from RefSeq and is a predicted model, not a curated record.
AUGCGUGCGGCGUAUAUAGGCGGCGGCGGCGCGGCGGCCGCAGACAUGUCGCUGCUGCGCGGGCUGCUGCUGGCCUUGGGUGAAUGUGUGCUGCUGUCGUUGGCGCAGGGCGGGCAGUUCGUGCCGAUGCGGCCCCCGCCCGCCGGCCCGCUGCAGUGGGCGCCGCCCGGGGCCGGGGGCGGCGCUGGGGGCGGGGGCUCCUCGCGCUGGGCGUCGUCGGGGCUGUCGGGCGCAGCCGGGUCGUCGGGGUUGUCGGGCGUGGCCAUACAGUCGCCCGCCGCGCUCGCCGAGCUGCUCACCGUACUGAAUGAACGCGAGGAGCGCCGCGUGGAGGGGGCGAGUGCGCGGCCGGAGAGCGGCGAGCUGCAGCUGCUGGUGCCCGUCGUCAUGGUGACGGGGGAGGACGGGGCGGCCGGGGCGGGCGGGGGCGGGGCGCUCAGUGGACCCGGCGGACCCGGGCCCAGUGGACCCAAAGGACUCAGUGGGUUCAGUCCGUUAAACGCGCUCAGCGGGCUCGUGGGCCUCGCGGGCGACGACGACGACGACUCGAACUCCGGCGAGAACCCCGGCGCCGGCCCCGCGGGCGCGGCCGCGGCGGCGGCGCUGCUGCCGCGGCUGCUGGCGGCGCUGUCGCCGCCGCCGGCGCCGCCGCGCCUCGUGCACACGCACUCGCCCGACACCUGCCCCACCUGCCAGCUGCUGCACGCCAUGCAGGACCGGGCGGCAUUGGGGGCGCUGGGCGCCAUGGACCGUGACCAGCGGGGCAAACGCGGCUGGCGAGAUCCGUACAGCUGGCGAGACCUCCGCGACCCGCGGGAUUCGCGAGACCCGCGGGACCCACGCGACUGGCGAGACCCACGAGACUCGCGAGAGCCGCGUGACUCGCAGCCAGUCUGCAUCGUGCAGGUCAACAGGCGCAGCGGGGACCCGCCCGCACCGGACGUCCUGCCGCAGUAGACACCCAGCGACACAGUGUCCUACGAUUGUUU